UAUCUUCUAGCCAAGUCCGGUAUUCCUUUCAGAACGCAAAAAUGAACACCUAUAUAUGUAUGUGUUUGGCGUCAUGCCUCUUGGUCGCUGUAAGCGCUGCAGGAUAUGGAAAUGGAUUCGGAAACGGAAAUGGUAACGGAAAUGGCGGCGGAAAUGGAUACGGCAAUGGCGCCGGAAAAGGAUACGGCAAUGGCGCUGGAAACGGUUACGGCAAUGGCGCCGGAAACGGCUACGGCAAUGGCGCCGGAAACGGAUACGGCAAUGGCGCCAGUAACGGCGGUGGACGUUACAGGAGAGCUGGUUACGGAGGUGGUGCCGGCUCUAUGGGCGGAAGUUUCGGUGGCUCCGGAAUGGGAGGCAACGGUGGAUUCGGAGGAAUGAAUGGAGGCGGAUAUGGAGGUAUGAACGGAGGUGGAUCUGGAGGAAUGGGCGGUGGAAUGGGAGGCAAAGGUGGAUUCGGAGGAAUGAAUGGAGGCGGAUUCGGAGGUAUGAAUGGAGGCGGUUCCGGAGGAAUGGGCGGUGGAAUGGGAGGCAAAGGUGGAUUCGGAGGAAUGAAUGGAGGCGGAUUCGGAAGUAUGAAUGGAGGUGGAUCCGGAGGAAUGGGCGGUGGAAUGGGAGGCCAAAGUGGAUUCGGAGGAAUGGGCGGUGGAAUGGGAGGAGGAAAAGGUUAUUAG
Messenger RNA from Mizuhopecten yessoensis (Yesso scallop), 674 nucleotides. RefSeq names its product glycine-rich cell wall structural protein-like. The coding region runs from base 42 to 674 and encodes 210 amino acids. NCBI's taxonomy places the organism in Eukaryota, Metazoa, Mollusca, Bivalvia, Pectinida, Pectinidae. The transcript is spliced from 6 exons. The record is from RefSeq and is a predicted model, not a curated record.